Porites lobata is the source of this 1519-nucleotide messenger RNA. The record is from the annotation of a GenBank genome assembly. NCBI's taxonomy places the organism in Eukaryota, Metazoa, Cnidaria, Anthozoa, Scleractinia, Poritidae.
AUGGCGGCCUCUCGAGUACCGCAUUGCUUGAAAUGGACUUUUCAGACUUUUAGGAUUUUGUCCACCAUUUAUUCGCCAUUCAACAGAAUAAGGACUCCAUAUUUAAACAAAAGCAUUUUGAGGACAAUAAUUUCUGCGCAAAAACGACUGUAUUGUGCAAAUGCGGGAUCAGACGAUGCAGAAACAAAUGGCGUACAAAGCUUAUCUCCGAGGAACCUACUGGAAGUUUAUCAGAACGAUCCUUCGUUGCUCCAUGGACCUAGGGACGCUUUAAAACCUCUAACAGAGGAAUACGUCGAAAAAGAAUUACAGAAAUCUAGAGGGGUGCGUUUUAGACGCCCUGUAAAGAUUAACCCCGAUAAAGUUGGAUGGACUACUGGCUCCAAGAGAGUGGGAACUAUUGGUGUUAAGUUAGGCAUGUCAGCGCUUUGGCUUAAGGAUGGAAGGAGAAUGCCAGUAACUUUACUUCAGGUAUAACAUAUAAAAGCAUCUUAGUAACUAUUAUAUUGAUAAUUGAGGUCCUCGUCAAUCCCAGACUUGCCAACUCGCAAAAGGCAAGAAUUUUAAGAUUCUAGAGCUGGGAAAAGUAGUGAGUAGUGAAAUAAAUAGGGAGAUGUCCCAAAUUUUCUAGUGAAAGGACUUUCAGUAAGGAUAACGGGUAUUUCAAGUCUCGUACAAUGGAUAUAACAAACCUCUAUUAUAACAAAGUCCUCGGUAUAACAAAUGAUUUUCUUUACCCCAGCAAUAGUAAAAUAUGAGAAAAAGAAUCUUGAUAUAACCAAACUUUGUCAUAGCAAGCAAAUUUCACCAGUCCCUUGGCCCUUCGUUAUAGUGAGGUUCCACUGUAUAAGGUACAUGUCUACACAUACUUGUUGGCAGCCACCUUGAAAUGAGAGAGUAAGGUUUAUUUUAACUGUGAGUCUGCGUAUUUGGUGGCAAUGACAAGUACCUUCAAGUCAUGGGAGGAUGAAGAAUAUAAACAAUGCAUCAAGUUGCAGUGUUCAGUCUAGGCUGCGUUUUUGCAUCUUUGAUGCAGAAUAUUCCAUUCAGACACAAAAUGAAAUUAUCGUGGAGUCAUACUGAUGCAAAAAAAAGUUAUCUCGUGUAUUAGUUCUUCUAAAGCAGCAGCCAAUAACAAAAGUAAAUUUAAAAAUAGGUGUGCUUACUAGCCUAAAAUGAGGCUGCUUGCGAAAUGACUGCCAUUUCACACUAUGUGCUUACGAGUAGUUUUUGUGUUAGGCAUCAUUCCAGGCAAUUCCAGGAGAGACUAGAGCGUACAUUUCGACUUUCUGCACAUGUUACUUUGCCUAUUGAUUCACGCUUCAUUUGUGGACGUUGUUCUUUUGUUUUUGUUUCAUUAUGAAAAGACAACGAACGCUAAGUUCAUUUUUUACGCCAAAGAGAAUGGCAGUUGAACCUGAAAAGCAUGAAGAUAUAAGGAUGGUGGGGAAGCUGGAGAAGUUAGUUUGUUAGUUUAUUUCUUCCCCUCUCUGAUUCUCUUAAAAUAUCAGUAUCUAGG